UACGUAGACCAUAUUAUAGAAAAGAAGAAGAAUGUAUACUCACGUUCAGUGUAUAUUACAUUUUGUGAUCAAAUAAAUAUUAUUUAAUCCUUGAUUUGAUAUAAUCCAGACAGAAUGGAUGUGGAGCAAAAAGUAACUAAGAACGAAAUCGAGAUUCGAAAUGAUGUUAUUUGGAAAAUGAAUGUUAAACAAGAAUUUAGUGAUGAAAUUUGUAAUGUCGCUUUUCAAAAUGUAAAUAUAAUUAGUAUGCAUCCUAUAAAACAAGAAAUAAUUGACGAUCUAAACACAGUUCAAGUAUUUGAAGACUUUAUGGUGGCCGCAAAAACAGAGGAUAUUGUUAAUAAACCCAAAAAUCAAAACAAAUUUAAAUCUUUAAGAAUAAAAACUGAAAAUGUAACUAAAUCACGAGGGUUGUUGAAAAAUGGAAAACAUCUGAAUACAAUUGGUGGGAUUAUAAUAUGUGAGUUGUGUGGAAAUUUGUAUACGAAACAAAGAGAAUUCCUUGGUCAUUUUUCUACAAAUCAUUGUAUGAAACAGGAAUUUUAUCAGAAAAAUAAAUGUUCAAUAAAAAUGCAAACAACAGACUCUGAAAUAGUUGAAGAAAGUUUGAAAAAGGAAGAAGAUAUUAAAUUUGCUGAUAAUUCCAAGUCAAGUAUAUUGAAAAGAAACGAUUUAAACUCUAGAAAAAACUUAUUCAAAUGUGACAUUUGUUUAAAAACUUUUUCACGAAAAAGUAAUUUAAACAAACAUUUAUUUAUUCAUACAGGAGAAAAGCCUUUUAAAUGUGAAAUUUGUUCACAAGUUUUUUCACAGAAAUAUACUUUAAAUAAACAUUUGCACAGUCACGGCGAAGAAAAGCCAUACAAAGAAAAAAUGCAAUUCAAAUGUGACAUUUGUUUUAAACCUUUUCCUUAUAAAAAUAAAUUGAUUAUACAUAUGCGUAGUCACACUGGAGAAAAGCCUUUUACAUGUAACGUUUGCGCAAAAAAUUUCUCACAGAAAAGUCAUUUAACUUUACAUUUUCGUAGUCAUACCGGAGAAAACCUCUUAAAAUGUGAAAUUUGCCCAAAAACUUUUUGGCAGGAAAAUAAGCUAAAAUCACAUAUGUUUAGUCACACUGGAGAAAAGCCAUUCAAAUGUGAUAUUUGUUUAAAAACUUUUUCUUAUAAGAACACUUUACUCAGACAUUCGCUCAAUCACAAAGAAGAGAAGCCUUUCAAAUGUGAAAUUUGUUCGAAAGGUUUUGUGCAGAAAUCUGAGCUAAAAGAGCAUUCCUUCAGUCACACUGGAGAAAAACCAUUCAAAUGUGACAUUUGCUUUAGUACUUUUUCAUAUAAGAAUACUUUAGUCAGGCAUUUGCUAAGUCACAAUGAAGAAAAGCCAUUCAAAUGUGAAAUAUGUUCAAAAAGUUUUGUGAAGAAAUAUAAACUGAAAGAGCAUGUACUUACUCACACAGGAGAAAAACCAUUCGAAUGUGAAGUUUGUUUGAAAAGUUUCACACAGAAAUAUAUUUUAAAUGUACAUUUGCGCAGUCACAUUGGAGACAAACCAUUCGAGUGUGAAAUUUGCUCCAAAAAAUUUUCACAGAAAUAUACUUUAAAUGUACAUUUAAGCGGUCAUACUAAAGGAAAACAAUUCAAGUGUGAAGUUUGCUGGAAAUCGUUUAAAAGUAGAUAUUCUCUGGAAAAACAUUUAUGUAGAUACACAGAGGAAAACCAUUCAAAUGAAACUAUUUCAUGAAAGAAACUCAUCGAAGUUUGAUUUGUGUUUAAAAAUGUUAAUCGUUUGUAAAGUGUUUCUUAUUUAUUAUUUUAUUUCAGAAAGUUAUAUUUACGAAUCCAGUUUAUAAAACCUUUAUACCUAAAGUAUUUUAAUUAAAUAUUUUUUCGUAUAGUUGUCAACAUUUGUAAAGCACAUUUAUAAAAAUUGUAAAACUUGAACGUUAAUUAAAUGACUAUUCAGUUUAAA
Diorhabda carinulata is the source of this 1968-nucleotide messenger RNA. RefSeq names its product zinc finger protein OZF-like. Gene Ontology annotation, biological process: regulation of immune system process; negative regulation of transcription by RNA polymerase II; regulation of cytokine production. Bases 115 to 1740 code for a protein of 541 amino acids. The transcript has 2 exons. NCBI's taxonomy places the organism in Eukaryota, Metazoa, Arthropoda, Insecta, Coleoptera, Chrysomelidae. The record is from RefSeq and is a predicted model, not a curated record.